CACAGGAUAUCUACUGGUUGGCUCAAUGUCUUUACCUAACAGCUCAGUAUCACAGGGCAGCACAUGCCCUUCGAUCACGGAAACUGGAUAAGUUGUAUGAGGCAUGUCGCUACCUUGCAGCUAGAUGUCAUUUGGGUCACUGGAGUAUCCAUUGUGGCACUAAUCGGAAGAAAUGCAACUGACCUUUUUUCCCAGGAAAUACUCCUCUAAUAUUUUGUGGGGAAAAAAUGUGAACUAUUUUUGUCUCAUGUCUUCAUGUUUACACUUUUAUUUGGUUGGCUGUAAUCUGACCAGAGGAGAUGUGAUUUGUGGUGACAUAACUAUAGUUAGCAGUUUUGUACUUCUGUAUAAGAUCUCAUACAUAAAAGUAUGCUGCAAAAGAGCAUCAACAGGCCUUGGAUAUUCUUGAUAUGGAGGAGCCAAUCAACAAACGACUUUUUGAAAAGUACUUGAAGGAUGAAAGUGGAUUGAAAGAUUCUACUACAGACUGGGAGAUGUCACAGUCUUCAAUCAAGAGCUCUAUAUGCCUUUUACGAGGGAAGAUCUAUGAUGCUUUGGACAAUAGAACCCUGGCAACUUACAGCUACAAAGAGGCCUUGAAGCUUGAUGUUUACUGCUUUGAAGCAUUUGAUCUGUUAACGUCACACCAUAUGCUGACAGCACAAGAAGAAAAAGAACUCCUUGAAUCUCUACCUCUUAAUAGACAAUGUACGGAAGAAGAACAGGAAUUGCUUCACUUUUUAUUUGAGAAUAAAUUGAAAAAGUAUAAUAAACCCAGUGAAACACUGAUUCCUGAAUCAGUAGAUGGUCUUCAGGAAAACCUGGAUGUAGUAGUAUCCUUAGCAGAAAGGCAUUAUUACAACUGUGACUUCAAAAUGUGUUACAAGCUUACUUCAGUAGUGAUGGAAAAGGAUCCCUUCCAUGCAAAUUGUUUACCUGUACAUAUAGGGACACUUGUGGAGCUUAACAAAGCAAAUGAACUUUUCUAUCUUUCUCACAAACUGGUGGACUUGUACCCAAAUAAUCCUGUGUCAUGGUUUGCAGUAGGAUGCUAUUAUCUCAUGGUUGGCCACAAAAAUGAACAUGCUAGAAGAUAUCUCAGCAAAGCUACCACACUGGAGCGAACCUAUGGCCCUGCGUGGAUAGCAUAUGGGCAUUCAUUCGCAGUGGAGAGUGAGCAUGACCAAGCAAUGGCCGCGUACUUCACAGCUGCACAGCUCAUGAAAGGGUGUCAUUUGCCUAUGCUCUACAUUGGACUGGAAUAUGGUUUGACCAACAACUCCAAGUUGGCUGAACGGUUUUUCAGCCAAGCUUUAAGCAUUGCUCCUGAAGAUCCUUUUGUUAUGCAUGAAGUUGGAGUGGUAGCAUUUCAAAAUGGAGACUGGAAAACUGCAGAAAAGUGGUUCCUUGAUGCACUGGAAAAAAUCAAAGCUAUUGGAAAUGAGGUAACAGUUGAUAAGUGGGAGCCUUUAUUGAACAACUUAGGACACGUCUGCAGAAAACUCAAGAAGUAUGAAGAAGCACUGGAAUACCAUCGCCAGGCUCUGGUAUUAAUCCCUCAAAAUGCUUCUACCUACUCUGCCAUUGGCUACAUACACAGCCUCAUGGGCAAUUUUGAAAGCGCCAUUGACUAUUUCCACACGGCCCUUGGUCUCAGGCGGGACGACACAUUUUCGGUCACAAUGCUUGGACACUGCAUAGAAAUGUACAUUGGUGAUUCUGAAGCUUAUAUUGGAACAGAGAUCAAAGACAAAUUAAGAUGUUAUGACUUCGAUGUACACACAGUGAAGACACUAAAGAACAUCAUUUCACCUCCCUGGGAUUUCAGAGAAUUCGACAUAGAAAGACAAACUCUGGAUGAAAGUGGCAUAGUAACAUUAGAGACAUCAAAUCAGAGGAAAAGUACAGAUACUAGUCGCCCAUUGGAAGAAACAUUUGAGAUUGAAAUGAAUGAAAGUGAUAUGAUGUUAGAAACAUCAAUGUCAGACCAUAGUACGUGACCAUAAAUACUGGUAGAGAGCUGA
Molecule: messenger RNA, 2024 nt
Organism: Taeniopygia guttata (zebra finch)
Lineage: Eukaryota; Metazoa; Chordata; Aves; Passeriformes; Estrildidae
Source: RefSeq, a predicted model, not a curated record